GCUGUUCGUAUAACAACGGUGCACCAGCACGUGACGACCUUUACACGUCCAAUGACUGUCAUAUUUAACGAUAUGCAAAGCGACAUGCUCGAGGACGUUACAAUUUUUUUUUUAAACGAUCAGCUCGAUGUUUGUCAAAGUCCAAUUUUUGUACUUAAAAUUUUACGUUUUAAACGAGUAUCUUAAGUUGCAACGCAAUCAGGUAGAAACGAAUUCGUAGUAUCUAUAGUAGGGAGAACUUUCCCACGAAAAUAUGAAAUUUUAUUUCAUUCAAUAACAGGCUCCUGAAAUGUACAUUAAUUAUGCGAAUCAUUUCGAUGAAUCAUGAUCCUCGGUGUUGUACGUAUCGCUCUCUUAUCUUGAUCACGAUAUUGACACACGGUAGACUGAUAAAAAUCCAGAAAUUUCGAUGCGUGUCACAUGCCAAACACAUUAGUCAGUGAUCAAAGGUAACGACUAGUACAAUUAAACUUAACUCGAAUAUAUUCCGAUUAUUUGACAUAUGGUUGCGCAGUGCAGGCCGGUAUGGAGAACCAGCAGGUGUGGGUGCGAGACCCUCAAGAGGGUUUCAUAAUCGGCAAGUUCACGGACAUGGUCGAUGGGGAUGCGUUGAUCGUGCCACUGGAUCCGAAAUAUCCACAGCGCACCUGUCCGUUGGAAGAAGUUUAUCCUGCUGGAGAAUACACUAAAGACGUCGAAGACAAUUGUGCUCUGAUGUACCUGAACGAGGCCACGCUUCUGAAUAACAUACGGACUCGUUAUUUCAAGGAUAGAAUAUACACUUACGUUGCGAAUAUUUUAAUUGCUGUCAAUCCUUACUGCGAAGUUAGAGAUCUGUACUCGCCUCAAACCAUCAAGGCUUAUCAAGGAAAAUCAUUGGGAGAGACACCUCCGCAUGUUUUCGCUAUUGCCGACAAAGCAUUCAGGGAUAUGAAAGUAUUGAAACAAUCGCAGAGCAUCAUCGUCUCCGGUGAGUCUGGAGCAGGGAAAACUGAAUCAACGAAGUAUCUUCUUCGGUAUCUUUGUGAUUUAUGGGGAUCAACCGCCGGACCAAUUGAACAAAAAAUUUUAGAUGCUAAUCCAGUAUUGGAAGCCUUUGGAAACGCGAAAACCAAACGGAACAAUAAUAGCUCACGGUUUGGUAAAUUUAUGGAGGUGCAUUUCGACUCGAAAUGCCAAGUAGUCGGCGGUUAUAUCUCUCAUUAUCUUUUGGAAAAAUCAAGAGUCUGCCUUCAAAGUCCUGACGAGAGAAACUAUCAUGUGUUUUACAUGAUGUGCGCCGGUGCGCCUCCUGAACUUCGCGCUAAACUUGGUAUCACAAAGCCGGAUGACUUCCAUUACUUGAAGAACGGUUGCACACAGUACUUUUGCAACGAAGAGUCGGAGAAGAAGUUGAACGAUGUUCAAAAGAGUCGCGAUCAAGUUACGAAAGGCAGUUUACACGAUCCUAUUCUGGAUGAUGUUCAAGGAUUCAGUGCCAUUGAUCAGGCCUUGACCCGACUCGGUUUGACCGAAGGAGAAAGAAUGGAAAUUUACACCAUGGUGGCUGCGGUACUUCACCUUGGAAAUAUUAUGUUCGAAGACAAUCCCGAGGACACGAAGGGUGGUUCCAGGAUAUGUGCGGAUUCAGAGAAGGCAGUGUUAAUGUCGGCAAAGUUGUUGGCUGUAGAUCCUGAGGAACUUAGGCAAGCUUUAGUUUCGAAAGUGAUGCAGACUAGUCGAGGUGGUAUCAAAGGAACUGUUAUUAUGGUACCAUUGAAAGUUUAUGAAGCUAAUAAUGCUAGAGAUGCUCUGGCUAAAGCCAUUUAUAGUAAAUUAUUUGACCACAUCGUAGCCCGUAUCAACAAAAGUAUACCUUUUAAGGCUUCUAGUUACUAUAUCGGUGUCUUAGAUAUCGCAGGAUUUGAGUAUUUCAAGGUGAAUAGCUUUGAACAAUUUUGCAUAAAUUACUGCAAUGAAAAAUUGCAACAAUUUUUCAAUGAAAGAAUCUUGAAGUACGAGCAGGACCUCUAUGCCAGAGAAUCCCUUAAUGUGCCGAAGAUAUCUUACGUUGACAAUCAAGAUUGCAUCGACUUAAUUGAGUCGAAAAACAUGGGAAUAUUCAGCCUGUUAGACGAGGAAUCGAAAUUGCCAACUCAUAGUUUUGCGCAUUUCACUAGCGAGGUUCAUCGUGUUUGGAACGGUCAUUUCAGAAUAACUUUACCGCGAACUUCUCGUUUGAAAGCUCACAGAGAAUUGCGCGAUGACGAAGGAUUUGUAAUUCGUCACUAUGCCGGUGGUGUUUGUUAUCAAACAAAUCAAUUUAUCGAGAAAAAUAACGAUGCGUUGCACGCGUCUCUAGAAGCAUUAAUUCAAGAAAGUAAUAACCAGUUCCUUAGAACGCAGUUUGCCAAUAAUUCUUGCCAGAAAGGGAAACUAACUUUCAUCAGUGUCGGCAGCAAAUUUAAAACGCAGCUUGGAGAAUUGAUGAAUAAAUUAAAAAGCAAUGGAACGAAUUUCAUUCGUUGUAUUAAACCAAACAACGACAUGGUGGAUCAUCAGUUCGACGGAAACAGUAUUUUAGGACAGCUUCGCUGUUCCGGUAUGACCUCUGUUUUGGAACUCAUGGAACACGGUUAUCCGAGCAGAGUUCCGUUCCAAGAAUUAUACAACAUGUAUAAAUCGUAUCUUCCUCCGGAACUGGCGAAAUUGGAGCCCAGGUUUUUCUGUGAAGCGUUACUUCACAGUUUGAAACUAAAUAAAAAAGAUUUCAAAUUCGGUAUCACUCGUGUCUUCUUCAAACCAGGGAAGUUCGCUGAAUUCGACAAGAUCAUGAAGUCUGAUCCUGAGAACUUGAAGAAAUUGGUAGCCAACGUGAAGAAAUGGUUGCUUAGAUCACGAUGGAACAAGAUGCAGUUCUGCGCGUUGUCCGUGAUUAAACUGAAGAACAAGAUCAUUUAUAGAAGGCAACAUUUGAUCAUAUUACAGAAGACAGCGAGAAUGUACAUAGCCAAGAAACAGCAUCGACCACGUAUAAAGGGGAUCAUGGAGAUUAAGAACCUGAAGACGCAACUGGUUGGAAUGGAAGAAACGUCGAAACAAUUAAAGAAUCGUGAAAAACAUAUGAGCGACAUCAAGAAAUUGCAAGACAAUUUGGAUGCAGCGAUUAACAAGAUCAAGAAUAGUAUGAAAAUAAAAGAGACGGAAAUCGAUAAUCUUUAUACGAAUUUGGUUAAUCAAGUGAAUAAAGAAAUGGCGUCGCUUCAAGAUAUGGUCAGGCAACAGAAGAUUGCCGAAGAGCAGGCAAAAUUAAGAAAGAUUCAACAAGAAUUGGAGCUUGAGAAACAAAGAAAAGAUGAAGAAGAACGACAGAAGAGGGAAGAGGAAGAGAACAGGAAAAAGAAACACGAAAUUGAGACGAGAAGAAAAGCAGAAGAAGAACAAAAGAGAAGACAGGAAGAGGAAGAUAAAAAAACCGCUGCAGCUUUGCAAGCACAGUUAGAGAGAGAGGCGAUGGAGGAAAAUAGAUAUCGUGAAUUAUUGGAGCAGGAGAGAAGAGAUCAUGAAUUGGCAGUCAGAUUAGCUCAAGAAUCAAACGGACAAGUCGAAGAUUCACCGCUUCCUGUACGAAGCGGUUCCGAUGUACGAGUACCAUCGAACAACAACAGGCUAGCAAGAUCGGAGCAGGUGCGGAACAAUCAAGCAGCUAUGUCUAAUAAAAAAUAUGACUUAUCCAAGUGGAAAUAUUCGGAAUUGCGAGAUGCUAUAAAUACAUCUUGUGAUAUUGAAUUAUUAGAGGCUUGCCGUCAUGAGUUCCAUCGAAGAUUAAAAGUAUAUCACGCGUGGAAAGCACGAAACCGAAGACGAAUAACCAUGGACGAGAAUGAAAGAGCUCCAAAAUCUAUCAUGGAAGCUGCUGCCAAAACACCAAGAUCUCAAAUGAAACAAACGAUAAAUGAGUCUUCUCAACGAUAUUUUCGAAUUCCAUUUGUGCGGCCACCUGCACCCGGCCAGUAUGAAAACUCGCACAUAACUGCUAAACGAGGAUGGUGGUACGCUCAUUUUGAUGGUCAGUAUGUUGCUAGACAAAUGGAACUUCAUCCUGAUAAGGCACCAAUUCUGUUAGUAGCAGGAAUCGACGACAUGCAAAUGUGCGAAUUGAGCUUAGACGAGACGGGUUUAACCAGGAAACGCGGAGCUGAGAUUUUGGAGCACGAAUUCAAUCGUGAAUGGGAAAAACACGGUGGUAAACCAUAUAUUCCUUCGUGCGAUCGUAAGAAAUGAGAUGUCCCUUUCAAAAUUCGUCGGUCGUACGAGAAUAAUUCUAAUGUAAACAUCAUGAAAUUUUAUAUGGAUGCAUAUUGAAUGUAAAUCAACAACAGAGUACCUUAUAAUUUGUUAAAAAGGCAGGUCGCAAAAUGGAACAAGAAUGGAUUCGUAAAUCUACGAACGAAGUGGUGUGUACUGUACGUCAAUAUAGACACGUAUAUUUUUACGAAAUACUGUUUGAUUUCGAUGCACGUGGCAGCGAUUUUUAAUGAUAAAUAUACAUAUAUUCAGUAUUGAAGACUAGUAGAAAAUCACAUAGAAGAUUUUUUAACUGAAAACGUGAUAAGAAACGUGAUGCAUGGGGUAAGAAAUGAAUAUUCGUGAAAGAGAUCUCAUUAAAAUUGGAUUUAUUUUGUCUCCUUGUUAUUAAUUCACCUUGCGAAACAUACAAAUCUUCUUUACGUCUUACAAUGAAAAAAGCAUCAUGGUUCCUUUAAUUAUGAAACAAUGUUUGAAAAUCUAUCUUCUGUUAUAUACAGUAAAGAUAAUUUUUAUUAUUUAUAAGUUAUAUUAUUGCACAUUUAACAUGAAUCAUAGGUAUGCCUUAUGUGGAUAUAAAAACAGAAACCUCAAUGAAUAAAUAACGUGUACCAUUUUUCUUAAACACUGCUUUGCAAGUUCUUCUAAGAAGACUUGCUUCAUAACAAAGUACAUUAAUAAUAUCAAAAUCAACUUUUUGUAUAAGGUAUAACAGAAUGUAACUGGUUCUUCUUGUCAAAAAAAAAAAAAAAA
Messenger RNA from Osmia lignaria (orchard mason bee), 5040 nucleotides. It is a transcript of the gene jar, whose product is annotated as Myosin heavy chain 95F jaguar. Gene Ontology annotation, biological process: actin filament-based movement; actin filament organization. Lineage: Eukaryota; Metazoa; Arthropoda; Insecta; Hymenoptera; Megachilidae. The record is from RefSeq and is a predicted model, not a curated record. Gene Ontology annotation, cellular component: plasma membrane; cytoplasm; actin cytoskeleton. Gene Ontology annotation, molecular function: ATP binding; microfilament motor activity; actin filament binding.